Messenger RNA from Paramacrobiotus metropolitanus, 1260 nucleotides. Its product is annotated as 5-hydroxytryptamine receptor 1D-like. Gene Ontology annotation, molecular function: G protein-coupled receptor activity. Gene Ontology annotation, cellular component: membrane. The transcript is spliced from 3 exons. The coding region runs from base 1 to 1260 and encodes 419 amino acids. The record is from RefSeq and is a predicted model, not a curated record. Gene Ontology annotation, biological process: phospholipase C-activating G protein-coupled receptor signaling pathway; positive regulation of Rho protein signal transduction. NCBI's taxonomy places the organism in Eukaryota, Metazoa, Tardigrada, Eutardigrada, Parachela, Macrobiotidae.
AUGCAAUGCUUAAACGAUACGUUAAUGCUGAAUUCCACCGACCCGGCACUUUGUCCCAACCAGACCGGCAACGCCUCAACCCCCGCCGACCUGGCGGCGCCCUGGACAUACGCCCCCAUCUUCACCAUCAUCGUCUUCACGCUGGUGGUGGUAUCCAACGUCCUGGUGAUCAUGCUCUUAUCGCGCAAGUUCUCCUUCAGCAGCCGGCCCUUCACGCUGUACCAGGUCAACCUGAUGUGCGCCAACCUGCUCUUCGUCCUGGCGCAGAACCCCCUGGACAUCUACAACGACCUGCACGCCACCUGGGCCAUCGGGGAGGGCGCGUGUAGUCUGUACCUGUACGCCAACUACCCGCUGGCCGCCGGCGUGGUGCAGUCCCACCUCCUCAUCACCACCAACCGCCUCUGGGCCAUGACCUUCCCGCACCACUACCGCACGCACCACUCCCUAAGGGUGGCCGGGGCGCUGUGUGCCGGCAUGUGGGUGUACGUCCACGUGUGUCUGGGAUCGGGAUGGAUCUUGGACGCCGCUUAUUACCGACUUCCGGUGCUGACCGGCGGUUGUAAUCUGAACGUGGCGGUGCCGGGGCAGCGCCUGUGGGGCAUCAUCACGCAGUUCCUCAACUUCAACAUCCCCAUCUUCCUGAUGGCGGUGGCCUACCUGCGCAUCUACGUCGACUGGCGCCGCCGGCAGGCCAAAGCCGCCGGGCCCAACGGCGAGCGCAGCCUGUACAUGGCCACCAUGCAGAAGCGCAGCCGCUCCGCCUCCGACUCCGAGGGCGGCCGGCCCACCCGCACCGCGCCCACCGUCUCCGGGACGGCCACCACGGGCGGCGGUCACUCGCAUCCCAGCGAGGUGAAGGCGCGCAAGAACGUGCACGGGUUCCUGGUGCUGACGCUGGUGACGGGCAGCGUGAUGGUCAACUGGAUCCCCUCGCAGGGCUACUACACCGCCGUCCUCUUCACCGACCAGGAUCUCAGCACGUUGUUCCGCGUCAGCUGGAUCUUGUGGUCGCUGCAGGCGGCGCUCGAUCCCUUCUUCAUGGCGCUCAUGCUGGACGACGUCCGGCUGUUCCUGGCGCGCCGGUUGCGGGGCUUCGAAAGGUCAUCCGCCGACUGCGCCCCGGGGCGGCGCCGCGAAAAAUCGCGCCCGGCUUCUUCGCCACCAGCUCCAGAAGUGGAGCGUGCAAACGAGCACGACAACGUCCAAGACGAUUUCCGGUGGAAGACAACUUUGCAGGCUUGCGUGCUGCUGCUGUGA